This is a messenger RNA of Cladocopium goreaui, 1770 nucleotides long. The record is from the annotation of a GenBank genome assembly. Lineage: Eukaryota; Dinophyceae; Suessiales; Symbiodiniaceae.
AUGGCAGAGGAUGCAAAGAGAUCUUCAACCCGAAGCGAAUUUUCCAGCAAACGAAGCAAAGGAACCAGCGACUUCUCUGGGAGUGAUGACAGCUCAGAAGGUUCAAUUAGGCUCUUUGGCAAUGAGGAGCAAGAGAUUUUUCGGAAACCGCUAGCCUCUGUUGCACAAGUCAUUGAUCCGGAGCUGAAAACGAAAGGCCGGUUCUUUCAAACUCUAUCUGCUGUUUUGGCACUUGCUAAUUUGGUGGAGUUGGGCCUGGAAGCUGACUACAAAUGCAAUAUUGGGCGCUGUGAGUCUGAACCAAUCUGGGAGUUGCUCACCCAGAUUUUCACGAUUCUACCCUUGGCCGAAAACGGUAUUCGUCUCGCUGAAGCAAAACCAAGACGGUUUUUCUGUGGUGAGAAGACCAAGGUGAAGUAUAAACUGGAUAUUGUGAAUUGCAUAGACACAGUGCUGGUUGUCUUGAGGAUUCUGGACGUCUGGUUGUUGUCGCUUGUGGGAAUAGAAUCGGGCCUUCGCCUGGUUAGCGGCUUCCGAAUUAUUCGCAUGGGUCCAGCUGUCAGGCAUUGGCAAGCAACUAAGGAACUCCGAGAGCUUUGGAUUGUCAUUGGGGCGGUGGCAGAGACGGUGAAAACACUUUUCUGGGUUGGCGUCAUGUUGAUUUUUGUCAUUUGGAUCUUUGGGAUUCUGGUUUCCAUGUCUUUGCUGGACCGAUCGGGGGACGAAUUUGAUUUCACCUACUCCCAAUGGUCCUUCCAGGAAUACUGGGGCAGCGUACCUCGCAGUGCUUUCUCGCUCUUCCAGGUUGCAACGAGAGACAAUUGGAUCAGCUCAAUGGUGUCUCCGUUGGUGAAGACGGAGCCCUUGCUGCUGGUCAUUUUUGGAUCAUAUUUUUGCAUCGGAGCUUUGGCCCUCAUGAACUCCAUCAUCGCAGUUGUGGUCGAGUGCACGUUGUCAGCUGCAAGGUCAUCCUCUGACAGGGAGGAAGAGGAGAAGCUACGGGCCGAUGCAGCGGUGAUGGAUUCCUUGCGGAAGAUUUUCCAUGACGGUGAUACGGACGGCUCUGGUGAGCUUGAUAUGGAUGAGCUGCAUGCAUUGAUCUGCAAGCACCAGGUACGGGACCGCUUGAAAAUGUUGCGGAUCCCGUUUGCAGAUUUGGAUUUGCUCUUCACUCUGCUGGACACGGACUGCACGGGAAACGUGAAUACCGACAUGUUUUUCCGUGGCUGCGCCAAACUCCGGGGACCUGCUAUGGCCUGUGACCUGCACCAACUGUCCAUCGAUCUCAAGCAGAAUCUGGAGCGCUGCGACCACAACAGCGAGCGCAUUCGGCAAGUGAAUGAAACCUUGGCGAUUGUCCUAGACCACGUGGAUGACAUGGACAUCAGCAUCAUGAAGAGCGAUGUCGAUUUCAAGGAUCCCGUGUUGGCGGCACGACAGGUGCGACCCAAGACCUCCAAGUCGGAUGUGAUCCGAGGAAGGUGGCUGAUGCCCAUGGCACCCAAUGAACAAAGCAUGUGGAUGGACCUGGAUAGACAAGCCAAAGAACGGGAGUUAGCUUCCAAGUUGAAUUUGAUGUUAGAUGCUCCCGUGGAGGCUUCCAAUUCCAAGGUACGAGAUAGACUGGAUAUCACUGACUCGCAGCCGCCACCACCUCCAAUGCCAGAUGGGGCAAAGAGGUUGGAUGAUGUGAGACUAUCGGAAGAUGCGAAGGCCAAUCAGGUUGCCACAGCCAUGAAGAAAAUCCAUAGAAUCCACAGGUUUGACUGA